CAACGGAAGUUGUUAACUAGCGUCAGUUCGCGUCCCACUGAGCGGGAGUUUGCUAAAACAGACACAAAAGUAAAGUACCUUAAAAUUGUCCUUAAAUCUGUCCGCUUUCUUUUUGAGACAUGGCCCAGCAUGACGAAGAGGAUCUACCGCCCAACCUCGCGUGUUUGAAAAACGUUGAUACCCUGCUGCGCUGUCCAAUUUGCUUCGAUUUCCUCAACAUUACAAUGAUGACCAAGUGCUCCCACAAUUUUUGCUCGCUGUGCAUCAGAAAAUUUCUCUCCUACAAGCUGCUUUGCCCGGUUUGUAACUCGCAAACGACAGAGCAGGACUUACGAAACAACCGGCUGUUAGAUGACUUGGUCGUUAACUUCCAGGCUGCAAGGCAACAGUUGUUAAAAGCUAACUUUGAAUCUCCUCCAAUAUCGCCAAAGACCCCAGCUUCAGCUGUCAAAUGCAAAACUCCCAGGGAGAAGAGCCAGAAGUCCAGCAGCUCCAUUUUAAAUCACUUUUUCCAAAAGAAGCCCAGAACACCUCCCAGUAAAGAAACUCAUCAGGAUGUUCAGCGGGGAGAAGUACUGGGAACACCAUGCCGCAACGCGAAGGGCUCUGACCUACAUUCUGGAAGAGCUCAGAUGUCAGUGGUUAUAAAGGAAGAGCCUGUGGAUGUGAACGACCCAUCUAUCAAGGUUCUGAUGUCCGUGAAACAGGAGGAUACAGCAUUUCAUGCUCAUGGGUUUGAGACGCCGCAGUCCUCAUCGCCGCCAAAAGAAAUAAAGCCCACAAUCAAAGUUGAGUGCCCCGUGUGCUCCGUAAGUGUGCCGCAGCACUUCAUCAACAAACAUCUGGACACAUGUCUUUCCCGUGGGGAAAAGAAGGAAAGCCUGAGGAGCUCUCAAGGCCCAACCGUGCGUCCGAUGGCGAAGUUGGUGUACAAUCUCCUGUCAAUGCAGGAGCUGAAGAGGCGGUUAAGGGACUGCCAUCUGUCAAUGCAGGGUUCUCGGGACCAGCUGAUCAAAAGGCACCAAGAGUUUAUCCACUUAUAUAACUCACAGUGUGACUCUUUGAAUCCCAAAUCAGUGAAAGAGAUCGCUCGAGAGGUGGAGGCCAACGAGAAGAUGAGAAGUCAGCUGCAGGAGAAAACUAAACCUGUCAUGCUUUUCUCAAAGAGUACGUCUGAGAAAGAGAUUGAGGAAAUACAUUCUAAUUAUAGAAAGCAGCACAGCAGUGACUUCUCCCGACUAAUUGCACAGGUCCGAGGCCGACUGCAGACCACCCGCCAAUCUGCUGCUAGGCAGGAAGUGAAAGUGGAGAAAGAAGAAGCCCAAACAUCAGACUCUGCCGAUGACAUUGCAGUGUCAACUGUAGAUGUGGUCGUGAAGGUUGAAGAUGAUGAAGAUCCCCCUGCAGGAGGAUUGUUGUUGUCAUCCAGUCCCAGCUUUAGUGAUGUGUCCAUCAGCAGUUCUAUUUCAGACAUUUUCGGUCCAGAAUCUUCCCUAGACUUUGAAGACACGGGGAAGUCUUCAAUGCAGAAGCGACCGCCCAGCCCCAGAGGCAGUAGUGCAGAAAUGUCACCUGUUGCGGGAAAGCGACGGCGUAAAUCAUAAGGAGGCGUGUGGAGAUGUUAGUAAAGUUUUCCUUCGUUUAAAGGGACGAGAGCUUUUGUUUGUUUUUCAGAUAUUGCUGUUACUUUUGUAUUGAAGUUGAAAUAAAUUUUAUAGCACUUUAUAAUAAGUCAUUGUCAUGUGUUCAGUAUUGAGCUGAUUUUUUUUGUUACUGUUGUUUUUUUACUGUUUUUAUUCAAAACAGGAAAGGCUGUAAAAUCAGUAGUUUACAUGGAAAUGGACGUUUGAUGCUGGAGGUUUUGUUUGUAGAGUUUUAACCAGAAGCAAACGGGUUAAAAAUUAAACUCGAGCUAAUUUGAAU
This is a messenger RNA of Fundulus heteroclitus (mummichog), 1923 nucleotides long. It is a transcript of the gene rad18, whose product is annotated as RAD18 E3 ubiquitin protein ligase. The record is from RefSeq and is a predicted model, not a curated record. Gene Ontology annotation, biological process: DNA damage tolerance; protein monoubiquitination. NCBI's taxonomy places the organism in Eukaryota, Metazoa, Chordata, Actinopteri, Cyprinodontiformes, Fundulidae. Gene Ontology annotation, molecular function: single-stranded DNA binding; ubiquitin protein ligase activity. Bases 120 to 1604 code for a protein of 494 amino acids. Gene Ontology annotation, cellular component: nucleus; Rad6-Rad18 complex. The transcript is spliced from 13 exons.